AGUACCAGUAACAGUAGCACCAGUAGCAGCAGCAGCAAGCGCACCAGCGUAGCAGCAGCAGCAGAGACCAGUAGUAGUAGCAGCAACAGCAGCACCAGAGCGUGUUCUAGUAGCUCCAACCAGCCGCGUUGCGGCAGCAGAGCAGCAGCACCAGCAGCGCCACAGCAGCAGCAGCAGCAGCAACAGCAGCAACCAGCAGCAGGAGCAGCCGCAACCAGCCGGCAGCAGCAGCAGCAGCAGCAGCAACAGCAGACCAGCAGCAGCAGCAACAGCAACACCAGCAGAGUUGCUGCAGCAGUCGCAACCAGCGGCAGCAGCAGCAGCAACAGCAGCACCAGCUGCAGAGAGCAGCAGCAGCAGCGAACAGCAACACCAGCAGCAGCAAACAGCAGCAGCCGAACCAGCGCGUUGCCAAGCAGGAGCAGCAGCAACAGAGCAACAGAGCAGCUGUUGCGGCAGUCGCAACCAGCCCGCAGCAGCAGCAGCAGCAGCAGCAGCAACAGCAACACCAGUAGCAGCAAACGUAGCAGCAGCAACCAGCUGCAGCGCAGCAGGAGCAGUAGCAACAGCAGCAACCAGCAGCAGCCGCUGCAGCAGGCGCAACCAGCUGCAGCAGCAGCAGCAGCAGCACCAGCAGCAGCAGCUGCUGCCAGCCGCACAGCACGCAGCAGCAGCAGCAGAGCAGCACCAGCAGGCAGCGCAGCAGCCGUCCCAGCUGCACAGCAGCAGCAGCAGCAGCAACAGCAGCGACCAGCAGCAGCGAGCGAGCAGCCGCACCAGCCGCAGCAGCACCAGCAGCAGCAGCGCCAGCAGCACCAGCAGCAGCAGCAGCAACAGCAGCAACAGCAGCCGUUGCUAGCAGCCCAACCACUGCCGCGCAGCAGCAACCAGUCGCGCGUUAGCAGCAGCAGCAGCAGCAACAGCAGCACCAGCAGAGCAGCAACAGCAACACGCACAGCGUUGCAGCCGCCGCAACCAGUGCGUUGCCGCAGCAGCAGCAGCAACAGCAGCAACCAGCCGCGUUGUAGCAGCAGCAGCAGCAGCAACAGCAACACCAGCAGCAGCAGCGCCAGCAGCCGCAACCAGCCGGAGCAGCAGCAGCAACAACAGCAGCACCAGCAGCAGUUGCAGCGUGCAACCAGCGAGCAGCAGCAGCAGCAGCAGCAACAGCAGCACAAGCACCAGCAGCACCAGCAGCAGCAGGUGCAGCGUCGAAACCAGCCGCAGCAGCAGCAGCAGCAGCAGACCAGCAGCGCCCAGCAGCAGCAGCACCAGCUGCGUUGCGGCAGCAGCAGCAGAAGCAACAGCAGCACCAGUAGCAGCCGCAGCAGUAGCCGAACCAGCGCCAGCUGCAGCAGCAACAGCAGCACCAGCAGCAGCAGCGCAAGCAGCCGCAACAGCCGCAGCCGUGCUAGCAGCAGCAGCAGCAGAGCAGCAGCAGAGCAGCGUAGCAGAGGCAUCAGUCCAGCAGCAGCAGCAAUAGCAGCACCAGCAGAGCGCUGCAGCAGCGACCAGCAGAGCAGCGCAGAGCCGAACCAGUGCAGCAGCAGCAGCAGCAGUAGCAGAAGAACGCCAGAGAUCGACCAGGUGCAGCAGCAGCAGCAGCAGAAAAGCAGCACCAGAGCGAGCAGUGCAGCAGUCGCAACCAGCACUGAGCAGCAGCAGCAACAGCAGACCAGCAGCCGCUGCGCAGCAUCCAGCAGCAGUAACAGCAGACCAGCAGCAGCAGCGAGCAUCGCGCCAGCUGAGCAGCGCAGCCAGCAGCAGAAGGACAGCAGCGAGCAGCAGCAACAGGACCAGCAGCAUGCAGCAGGCCGCACCAGGAGAGCAGCAGCAACAACAGCAGCACCAGCAAGCGUAAUCAGCAGUCACAUAACCGCCUCGCUGUGCCCCUCAGUAACCGCCUCGCUGUGCCCCUCAGUAACCGCCUCGCUGUGCCCCUCAGUAACCGCCUCGCUGUGCCCCCUCAGUAACCGCCUCGCUGUGCCCCUCAGUAACCGCCUCGCUGUGCCCCUCAGUAACCGCCUCGCUGUGCCCCUCAGUAACCGCCUCGCUGUGCCCCUCAGUAACUACCACAUGAUUAGUUUAGCACUGGGUCAUACUGGAUAG
This is a messenger RNA of Salmo salar (Atlantic salmon), 2109 nucleotides long. NCBI's taxonomy places the organism in Eukaryota, Metazoa, Chordata, Actinopteri, Salmoniformes, Salmonidae. The record is from RefSeq and is a predicted model, not a curated record.